This is a messenger RNA of Meira miltonrushii, 968 nucleotides long. RefSeq lists its product as uncharacterized. Gene Ontology annotation, cellular component: membrane. Bases 18 to 884 code for a protein of 288 amino acids. The transcript has a single exon. The record is from RefSeq and is a predicted model, not a curated record. NCBI's taxonomy places the organism in Eukaryota, Fungi, Basidiomycota, Exobasidiomycetes, Exobasidiales, Brachybasidiaceae. Gene Ontology annotation, biological process: mitochondrial respiratory chain complex I assembly.
ACACGAUCGUACUCGUCAUGUCGAAUAUAAUACAAAAGGUUUCAGCGUUCUUUCGAGUCGGACGUGCUCGAUAUCUGGCAGGAAAAGAUCUAGAUCAUAACAAAUAUUACGAAUAUCCACCUUUGGAUGGCAAUACAGAUCCACGAAGGACUAGACGAUUGGUGCGAUUUAGAGAACAUAAAGAAUUGGGUGAAUAUGAUCAAAGUACUUUACCUCCUCAAUGGCUGAUGUGGCUUAGGCAUACACGGAAAAGCGCACCAACUAUCGAAGAAUUGAGCAAAGAUCGAGAACGAAUCGCAAUCACACAACAUAACGUAAGAAUCUUGGAACAAAGGGACGCUCAAAGAAGGUUGGAGUUGGAACAAAAAGCACAAGAUGCCAUGAAAGAGCGACAGCUAAUCGAACAAGAAUAUUAUUCGCCAAACAAACAAAGAAGAGAUGGCAAAACUACAGCUGUUCCCACUUCCACAGUGACGGAUUCAAAAGCACAAGAGGAAGCUGCACAUAGAGUGCCGUUCGAACAACAAAAAGAUGCAGAAACGACAUACCAGCAAAGAACUGUGGAUAUGGAAGUUUGGGAAGCCUCUAGGCGAAGGAUGGAAGAGAAGCAAGGAAAGGCGAAUGAAUCGAUGGAUGAUGCGAUUCAAGCUCGUGCGGAAAGGAGGGCUAAUUUAGACGCAAAAGAGAUGGAAAGACAGAGAGCACGUAAAGUGAUGAAUCAAAGUCCCUUGUCAGCUUUUGAUGUUUCCAUUGAAGGUCAAAAGAGUCAUACAUCUCCGCAAGAGAAUGCACGAAAUCAAUUGAAUCCUAGAUUUGGUAGAGCGGCUGGACCGGGUGAUGAAUGGUCACCAUCUGAGUGGCAGCCCAAGCCAGCCAGGAGAUAAUUCAACCCAAAACAGAUGUAUAGAUAUGACCAUAUUGCACUGUAUAAUAUUAUGAAUUCAAUGCCUCCCCCCAUCAUCAUAUCU